Molecule: messenger RNA, 459 nt
Organism: Moneuplotes crassus
Lineage: Eukaryota; Ciliophora; Spirotrichea; Euplotida; Euplotidae
Source: the annotation of a GenBank genome assembly
AAAAAUGAAUGUUCAAGAAGAAACAAAGGAGAGUAUGAUAUCUGCAUCUAAAAGUACUAAAACAAUUAUAAAAUCAGCCAAGAAGCUGCCAUUCCAGGUUUUCAUUAGAAGUAAUGGGGUCGGAUUCUCUACCGAAGCCAGAGAGGAAUUCAAAAAGAGAAAAGAACCUGAAAGUCAAAAACAUAAAUAUCUUGACAAGUUAAUGACUGUAUUUGCUAAAUACGAUAAAAUUGUACUGACUGGUGUAGAUGCAAAUAUCAUAAAGACUAUAAACACAGUAGAGAAACUCAAAAGGGAGUGCAAAAGCAAAUUUGGCCAUAAAGUUACCCAAAUUACUCACGUCAAGGAAAUACAAGUACAGAAGACAAAGAAAGAUAGUGAUAAGGGAAUAGACGAUAUGGUUCCAAUCAUUGAAAUUACUCUUACUAAGGAUCAAUGAUAGCCAACAUUCCAAUCUUA